UCUAUUUCAUUAUCAAUAUGAGCUCGUCACUGAUUAAAUACUGAAAUUAAAUGUUUGAUGCCUAGAUAAAACUUAGAUAAUGAAGUAAUUGUAUAAUUUUAUUAUACUAACCGAUUUGUUAACCGCUUCAAACUUAUUCGUCCAACAACCAUUUUUCUAAGAUCCUUUCGAAAAGAUUCGUUUUUCGAAACCAGCUUCAGAUGACAUUAACAAGAUAUAGGUAUGUAUCUGUUUUACCACUAAAUAGGGUUCGAAUAAUCGGUGCCAUCAACAGCGCGAGAUUUGGAUUAAAUAUACUCCUAACUGCCAAUAAGUACUCAGCAUGUAGUUGAGUAAAGUUAUUUCUCGAUCGAAGACUCGCUCUAAGUUUGGCUCGUUUCGACUCUGUUUAAAUUUCUAACUCACCAUGUUUGCCUUCUAUAUAUCCAAUAUAUAUCUAAACUCACGCACUCUAAAUUAGAUAUAUUAUACAUUUUGAACCACCACGAAUUGCAACACACAUAAAUUAAAAAUUAUCGGGUCUGCAACGUAAAAUGUGCUAAAAAAAAUAGAUGCCAUAUCGGUACCAUUUUCCCGCCAUUUUUCCACAAUAUUGUCAGAGAAACCGUAUAUUAAUUCAUUCAUUAACGUGAAAGGUAUAAAAGAAAAUUGCUCAAUUCACGAGCCAAAAUUAAUUAUACCAAAAUAAAUGUCAAGGCAUUGACACCGUAAUAAUGUUACCUAGAAUAAAAGAAAGAAAAAAAAAAAACUCCUACGAAUGUGAAUGCACUCAGUGCGGGAAAAAAAUUGCAGAAUCAGAUUUUUAUGUGAACCGGAUGAACCUUCGCUACGAACUCAUAUUCACGUCGUAGUUAACAACACGGCAAAAUAAAUUGAAAGCAAAAAGUUUUACAACAAAAAUUAUGCAUACUUCUUGGGUUUUUGCUAACCCUAGCAAAAGAAAUAUAACAUAUUCCAAAAAAAAAAAUUAUCGAGUUCCAGAACAGUUAAAGGGGAGCCAAUAUUUAGCAUUUUUUGGGUAUAUAAGACCCAUCGCUAGCCGUUUGCUAUUAUCAGUUCACUGCGGUAGCUUCACGGUUCAAGUUAUUACAAGCACCCAACCAACGCAACUCAAAACAUUCACAAUGAAAUCUUUCGUUUGCAUUGCUCUCUUCGCCGCCAUCUUCAGCGUUGCAUUGGCUAGUCCCACUGGUAGUGCUGCAUCCGGUGUUCAGGAAGCUGAAGCCGAACAAAACAUACAAGGUGCCUACGAUUUGAGCCGUUUCCGUAAAGCUGCUUAUGGUGGUGGCGCCGCUAGCAUUCUAGCACCUCCUUGCCCAAAGAACUAUCUCUUCAGCUGUCAACCUAAUUUAGCGCCAGUCGCUUGUGCCGCUCCAGCUGCUGCUCCAUCAUACGGCUCUGCCGGCUCCUACUCAGCGCCCAUUCCAACUUAUGUGGCUCCCAUUCCAGCUGGCUACGCUGGUGUGGGUUACAACCCAAAUCAAUACUAUCACUAUUGAAGAUCAAACGAUGUGAAUCUUGAAUUGGCCAUGGACUAGCGUUAAAUUGCGAAUUGGAGGAAGUACAAGUCGAAUUAGUCAUUAAGUUGUAUCUAUAAGUCAUUUUAGGCGAAAAAAAA
Molecule: messenger RNA, 1618 nt
Organism: Bactrocera oleae (olive fruit fly)
Lineage: Eukaryota; Metazoa; Arthropoda; Insecta; Diptera; Tephritidae
Product: vitelline membrane protein Vm26Aa
Source: RefSeq, a predicted model, not a curated record